Messenger RNA from Durusdinium trenchii, 482 nucleotides. Lineage: Eukaryota; Dinophyceae; Suessiales; Symbiodiniaceae. The record is from the annotation of a GenBank genome assembly.
GUGUGAAACUACCCGGUAAUCUGCGGACAUUGAGCUUUGGCAUUUCCUUUAACCAGAGCGUGAAGGCUGUGAUAUUUCCUUCCAGCUUGGAGACCUUGGCAUUUGGAAGUGAAUUCAACCAAAGCUUGGCUGGUGUCACAUUGCCCAACAGCCUGCGGACCUUGACCUUUGGCGAUCUUUACGAUCAACCCUUAGACCAUGUAACGCUGCCAAGCAGUUUGGAGACUUUGUCCUUUGGGGGAAGUUUCGACCAGAGCAUGUCAGAGGUAGCGCUGCCAAGUGGCUUGCAGACGUUGACCUUGGGCGAAGGCUUUAACCAGAGCUUGGAGCAUGUCCAAUGGCCAAGUAACCUGCGAUCCUUGACUUUAGGAGAAUUCCUUGAUUCCCAUGAGAGCUUCGAAGGCGUGGUGCUGCCAAGUAGCCUGCGUGAAAUGGGUGUAAGGGACUUUCAUUUGCAAGUCCACUUGGCAUCACAUAGCUAG